UUAAGACAUUUUGUUGUUAAUUUUCUAGGAACGUUUUCUCGUGGCCAAGGACAGAUCUACAUGGACCUGCAAUUUUCCAACAGAGCCAUGCAGGCCAUGGGAGAUUUCGCAGUUCAAUUUAACAAAAACAGGUGAUUUGGAUACUGUUCUGUUUCACUAGUUGUUGUACAUGGAAUUCGUGUACAUAUAAUUUAUCCACUUCGCACUUUGUAGUCUAGAGCACGGGUUAACUACAAGUCCAUCUCAAACUACUAGCUAGCGUAAAUCGUCCCACAGUAAACCAGCAACAAUAUCAACAACAAAACAUUAUAUAAAAGAAGAUCAUCACAGUUAUAGACGCAACUUUUGCAGUUGCGAAAAGAAAGUCUGAAAAAAAUUUUGGGCUUGCACGGGAUUCGAACCCUUGACCUCUGCGAUACCGGUGCAGCGCUCUCAAUUGAGCUAACAAGCCAACCCGGAACAGGCCGUUGAAUGGUUCGUUAUAAACCCGUGAAAGGGUGAUGAUGAAAUUAUUAAUAUAUUAUUAAUAUAUGAAAGUCAUUUAUGAGAACCUUCAUUUUACUUAAUUACAAUUUCUUGGCUCGCAAUCAGCGAAAAGGCUAGUCGGGGCGCUUAGAUUAAUUAAGUAGAAGAUUACAACUUUUAUAAUAAAUAUUAAAUAAAAAGCAAAGAGGAAAAGACAAGCAAAAAAUGUGUAAUUACGUCAAAAACAAGAAAGGCCUUUCGUUUUCUUUUGCUAUUUUACCCAUCUUUUUCUUUGCUUUGAAAAUUUUGGUUACCAAAGCUUAAAAGAGAUGAGAUAGCGUGACCUACACGUUCAAAGGCUAUGCCGAUCAGAGAUGGACUUGACCACACUUCAAAGUGCCAUGUUCUCUAUCUCCUUCUGUGUAUUGUGGUUUCAAUUUAUGAUUACUUAAGUGUCUUCCUGAACUUUGAAAAACUGUUAGGCUAACAAGUUUUCAAAAGCCACACUUUCAAUCCGUUAUAAUUUUUUUCAAAGUUUGUCCGGCCAUCCGGGCGUUCUUUUGUAUCCUCUGUUAUUUAUCCCUUCUUCUAAUGCUUUGAGCGGUUAUUUUCAUGUUUCACUCAAUUUGGCGGCAGUUUUCAAUGUUUGAAUUUUGACGAAUUUCGUGACACAGCCCAUUUAACGCUAUCUAUAGUGCUAUGAAAAUUUUUUUGCCAUGUGUAGUAACUACAGUUUUUUCGUUUCCAGUUUUGGCCUUGCUCCAGCCUCACCGUUGAACGUUCCAACUCCUUUACUCGCCAACAGUUCAGCUGAAACUUCGCUUCCUGUCAACACAAGUAUGUGGUAACAAAGAACUCUUGACCCUUAAAGCCCCAAUAUCAACAUGCAUUUUGUCCACACUGACAUUCAUACAUUUCUUAUGGUACUGCUGGAGAGAAUUUUUUUAAACAUCAAGACAUAUCAUCUUUGAUGUUCAUUUUAUUAAAUCUCAUGGCUUGUAUGUUUUACAAGGCCGUGUCACCGUUGGGAGAAUUACAGAAAUUGGAUGCUGGUAACUUGGAGGUUGAAGGGUUAAAGAUCCAACGUUAGAAAGUAAUUGCUAGAGCAUCGUUAACAAAAAUUGUCUCAAAAUGGGGUUCACAGUGCCUAUAAUAUUUUGUUUUUUUUUUAUUGUGGCAGUUAUUGGUGGGUGUUACCUAUCCAGGGAUGAUGUUCGCAAACACUAGCAGUCUUUCUCAAUGUAUCUACCUGUUGGUUUAAAAAAGCAUGAUAUUUGUGGUAAAAGAUGCGUGAUUGCUUUAAAGACGGCGCUUCUGAUUGCAAGUGCUUCCCUUCCAAAAAGCUCCGGGGUUUAGUGGAAGUUGCGGCACUUACUCAAGAGUGACUCCCCAACUAAUUUUGUUGUCAUAGCGCCCCUUGUUCAAACGUGAGGGCGGUAUUACUGAAAACUUUUUGUCCUGUAUAGGAUUGUUCAUUUGUAAUUUCGAGCAAGGACGGAACUUGAAGCGACGUCAUAACAGUUAAAAGUAGCCAUUGUUUCUCUUGAUCCAUUGUAGCGGGAGCUGUUCAGAGAAUGGACCCAUUAACCAAACUUCAAGUUGCUAUUAAGAAUAAUGUGGACGUGUUCUACUUCAGUUGUGUUGUUCCUUAUAAUGUGCUGUUUGCUGAAGACGGACAAAUGGGUAAGCGAGCAGUCUCUUAUGUUUCUUUUGAGUCAUAGUAGAUCGAGAGCACGCGUGAGGGGCGAGCGGUGAAGCCUCGAGGAACGAGGGCUGAAUCUCUCCUUCUUUUUACCAUUAAUUUGCAUAAUUUUACCUUUCCGCCCGCGGCCGUGCGUGGCUCUGACCGAUCGCGUCCUAAAUUUUCUUAGUUCCAUUUUAGCAAGAAAAUAGUGGCUUAUUGAAACUUUUUUUUCUUGUAGACCGGAAGGUCUUUUUAGCAACUUGGAAGGAUAUUCCUGCGGAAAAUGAAGUGCAAAAUCAAGUCUCUAACAUCAUGUUUUCCUCAGGUAAAUCUUUUUCUUCUCAUUGGGCAGUGAAAUUUUGAAAGUAGCGAGUAUUAAAAAAGUGUCAUUGUUUUCGUUCUUUUUACUUUACUGUAGACGUGGCUCAGUCAAAGCUUUCAGCCAACAAUGUUUUCACCAUCGCUAAACGCACUGUGGAAGGCCAGGUGAGUUCAAUUACAUUACAGUUCUUCUUAUUACCUCAAUUGUUAUCUUAAAGGGACACUUCCACUGUUAGAAAAGUGACCGAAAUUUGGUUGAAAAACGUCAUAAUUCUAAGUUCACUGUAGAUGAUUUUAGUGGACACAGAACUGAUGCGAUAAUCGCCUUUAUAAAGUAGAGCUUCCAUUUAAUGACAUCACGUUUAUUAUCCAAGCUCAACUGUUAAUUUCUGGGAGAUUCUGAUGGCGUUCCGUUAGGAGGUUGUACCUAUGGAUGUGUUAACCUAAGGCAUUUAUGUUCUCAUGUAUUUCUUUCUUUUCCCAGGACAUGUUGUAUCAGUCAUUGAAAUUUACCAAUGGAAUAUGGGUUCUAGCAGAGCUCAAGAUGCAGCCUGGUAAUCCUGUGGUACAAGUAAGUGACCCGGCGCUGGUCAUUUCACUUUUCUGUUGUUAG
This is a messenger RNA of Porites evermanni, 3083 nucleotides long. The record is from the annotation of a GenBank genome assembly. NCBI's taxonomy places the organism in Eukaryota, Metazoa, Cnidaria, Anthozoa, Scleractinia, Poritidae.